This is a messenger RNA of Acanthosepion pharaonis, 3234 nucleotides long. Lineage: Eukaryota; Metazoa; Mollusca; Cephalopoda; Sepiida; Sepiidae. The record is from the annotation of a GenBank genome assembly.
AUGAUUUGCAAGCGACUGGAUCCUUUUUUCUUUUCUACAGAUCAGGCUUACGUCUUUCUUUUUUCAUCACUUCAUUCUUUCAUUCUUUCUUUCUUUCAUUCUUUCAUUCAAACUUUCAUUCUUUCUUUCUAUCUUUCAUUCUUUCUUUCAAUCUUUCAAUCUUUCAUUCUUUCUUUUUUUUCUUCUUUCUUUUUUUUCUUUCUUUUUCAUUCUUUUUUUUUUCUUUCUUUCUUUCUUUCUUUCUUUUUUUUUCAUUCUUUCAAUUCAUUCAUUCUUUCUUUCUUUCAUUCUUUCUUUUUCUUUCUUUCAUUUUUUCUUUCUUUUUUUUUUUUUUUUUUCAUUCAUUCUUCCAUUUUUUCAUUUCUUUUUUCUUUCUUUCAAAAAUUUUUUUUUCUUCUUUUUUUUCUUUUUUUCAUUUUUUCUUUCUUUCUUUUUUCUUUUUUUUCUUUCUUUCUUUCUUUCUUUCUUUUUUUUUUUCUUUCAUUCUUUCUUUUUUUUUUCUUUCUUUCUUUCUUUCUUUUUCUUUUCUUUCAUUCUUUCUUUCUUUUUUUCAAUCUUUCAUUCUUUCAUUUUUUUCUUUCUUUUCAUUCUUUUUCUUUCUUUCUUUUUUUUUUUCUUUCUUUUCAUUUUUCUUUCUUUCUUUUUCUUUCUUUCUUUCUUUCUUUCUUUCUUUUAAUUUUCUUUUUUUCUUUUUCAAUCUUUCAUUUUUCAUUUUUUUUUUUUUCUUUCUUUCUUUCAUUCUUUUUUUCUCUUCUUUCUCUUUAUUUUUCAUUCAAUUUUUUCUUUCUUUUUUCUUUUCUUUCUUUCAUUCUUUUUUCAAUCUUUCUUUCAUUCUUUCUUUUUUUUAAUUUCUUCUUUUCUUUUUUUUUUUUCUUCUUUCUUUCUUUUUUUCAAUUUUUUUUUUUUCUUUCACUUUUUCUUUCAUUCUUUCUUUCUUUCUUUUUUUUUUCAUUCAUUUUUUUUCAUUCUUUCAUUUCUUUCUUUCAUUCUUUUUUUUUCUUUUCAUUUCUUUUUCUUUUCUUUCUUUCUUUCUUUUUUCUUUUUUUUUCAUCUUUCUUUCAUUUUUUUCUUUUCUUUCUUUCAUUCUUUUUUUUCUUUCUUUCAAUCUUUCAUUUUUUUCGAUCUUUCAUUCUUUCUUUUUUUCUUUCAUUCUUUCAUUCUUUUCUUUCUUUAAUUUCUUCUUUCAUUCUUUUCUUUCUUUUCAUUCUUUCUUUCUUUCUUUCAUUUUUUCAUUUUCCUUUCUUUCUUUUUUCUUUCUUUCAUUUUUCAUUUUCAUUUUCUUUCUUUUUCUUUUUUUCUUUUCUUUUUUUCUUUUUUCUUUCUUUCAUUCUUUCUUCUUUUUCUUUCAUUUUCAUUCUUUUUUUUUUUCAUUUUUUUUUUUCUUUCUUUUUCUUUUUUUUUUUUUUUCUUUCUUUCUUCAUUCUAUUCUUUCAUUUUUUCUUUCUUUUUUUUUUUUCAAAUUUUUUUUUUCUUUCUUUCUUUCUUUUUUCUUUUCUUUUUUUUCAAUUUCAUUCUUUCUUUCUUUCUUUCUUUUCCUUUUCUUUCUUUUUUUUUUCAUUCUUCUUUCUUUCUUUCUUUCUUUCAUUCUUUCUUUUCUUUCAUUCUUUCAAUCUUUCUUUCAUUUUUUUUUCUUUUUUUCUUUCUUUCAAUCUUUCAUUCUUUUUUCAUUCUUUCAUUCUUUUUUUCAUUUUUUUUUUUUUCUUUUUUUCUUCAUUCUUUCUUUCUUUUCUUUCUUUUUUUUCUUUCAAUCUUUUCUUUCUUUUCUUUCUUUUUCUUUCAUUCUUUCAUUCUUUUCUUUCUUUCAUUCUUUCAAUUUUCAUUCUUUUUUUUCUUUCUUUCUUUUUUUUCUUUUUCAAUUUUUUUCUUUCAUUUUUUGUUUUUUUUCAUUUCUUUCUUUCUUUCUUUUUCAUUCUUUCUUUCUUUUUUCUUUCUUUCUUUCAUUCAUUUCAUUUUUUUUUCUUUUCAUUUCUUUCUUUCUUUUUUUCUUUUUCAUUCUUUCUUUCAAAUUUUUCUUUCUUUCAUUCUUUUUCAAUUUUCAUUCUUUUCUUUCUUUUUCAAUUUUUCUUUCUUUCUUUCUUUCUUUCAUUCUUUCUUUUUUUUCUUUCUUUUCUUUUUCUUUUUUUUUUCUUUCUUUCUUUCAUUUCUUUCUUUUUUCAAUUUUUUUCAUUCUUUCUUUCUUUUUUCAUUUUUUCAAUUUUCUUUCAAUUUCGAUCAUUUCUUUCAUUUUUUUUUUCAUUCAAUUUCUUUUCUUUUUUUUUUCUUUUUUUUUUAAUCUUUCUUUCUUUCUUUUUUUCUUCUUUCUUUCAUUCUUUCAUUCUUUCUUUCAUUUUCUUUCUUUCUUUUUUUUUUUUUUUCAUUUUUUUCAUUCUUUCAACUUUCUUUCUUUCUUUUCAAUUUUCAAUCUUUUCAUUCUUUUUUUUUUUUUCAUUUUUUCAUUUUUCAAUUUUUUCUUUUUUCUUUUUUUUUCAAUCUUUCAUUUUUUUUCUUUCUUUUUUUUCAAUUCUUUUCUUUUCAAAUUUCAUUUUUUUUCAUUCCAUUCUUUUUUUUUCUUUCUUUCUUUUUUUUUUCUUUUUUUUCAAAAAAAUUCAUUUUUUUUUUUUUUCUUUUUUUUUCAUUCUUUCAUUUCUUUCAUUCUUUUUUUUUCAUUUUUCUUUCUUUUUUUUUUCUUUCAUUCUUUCUUUCUUUCUCUUUUCUUUCUUUCUUUUUUCUUUUUUCAUUUUUUUUUCUUUUUUCAAUCUUUCAUUCUUUCUUUCUUUCUUUCAAUUUUCAAUUUUCAUUCUUUUCAUUUUCAAAUCAUUCUUUCAUUCUUUCUUUCUUUUUUUUUUUUUUCUUUCAUUUUCUUUUCUUUCAUUCUUUCAUUCUUUCUUCUUUCUUUCUUUCAUUCUUUUUUUUUUUCAUUUUUUCUUUCUUUUUCAUUUUCAUUCUUUCAAUUUUCAAUCUUUCAUUUUUUCUUUUUAUCUCUCUCUCUCUCUCUCUCUCUCUCUCUCUCUCUCUCUUUCUCUCGCUUUUAUUGUGAAGAACAUUAGUGGCUCCGGGAAAAAUGUCUGGCUGCUUGCUAACAAGGAAGUUGUCAAAAACAUCUCGCAGACAAAACAGACGUCAGGGCGUCAACAAAGAAGAGGUGGUAAUUUUGACGGCGCGUCUAGUUGCUAUAAAUCUAUAAGGACACACAUGCGCCCCUCUCUCUCUCUCUCUCUCUCUCUCUUUCUCUCUCUCUCUCUCUCUCUCUCUUAG